This is a messenger RNA of Quercus robur (English oak), 2855 nucleotides long. Its product is annotated as transcription factor UNE10-like. Lineage: Eukaryota; Viridiplantae; Streptophyta; Magnoliopsida; Fagales; Fagaceae. The transcript is spliced from 7 exons. Gene Ontology annotation, biological process: regulation of DNA-templated transcription. The coding region runs from base 227 to 2275 and encodes 682 amino acids. Gene Ontology annotation, molecular function: DNA-binding transcription factor activity; protein dimerization activity. The record is from RefSeq and is a predicted model, not a curated record.
AAACCAAAACUUCUCUCCCUCUCUCUCUCUCUCUCUCAAAUAAUCAAACUUUUUUUUUCCUGUAUUCUCUACCUGUGGACCAUAUUCUCUCUCUCUCAUAUACAUGAUAGUCGCUAUAAAGCUUAAAAAAUAAGGUAAAAGAAGAAGGAACAAACAACAAUAUAGUCCUCUGCUGCCCGUCUCUCCUUCUGUACCAACAACUGUUUUACUGGCAACUUCACCCAAAAUGAGCCAGUGCGUUCCAAGCUGGGAUUUCGAUGAGAAUCCCAGGCUUUCUCUUCGUUCUAACUCCAAUUCCACUGCUCCUGAUGUCCCCAUGUUGGACUAUGAACUAGUGGAGCUAACAUGGGAAAACGGCCAGCUAGCCAUGCACCGCUUAGAUCCACCACGCGGGCCUGUCGAGCCCAUACCUUCUACCACUUCUCUUACCAAUUAUAAUACUUGGGACAAGCCACGCGCUAGUGGUUCCUUAGAAUCAAUCGUAAACCAGGCCACUCUGAUACCCCACCACCACCACCGCAACCAUAACAGCAACAAUCACGGCCAAAAACCCCGCUCUUUCGAUGGCGGUGGAGGUAACGACAUGGUCCCGUGGUUACACCACCGUGCAGCUGUGGCCACCGCCACCUCCUCGGCCACCAUGACUAGGGAUGCUUUAGUCCCUUGUUCCAACCACACCGACGACCAAACCACAACCCAAGGCGGCCUUGGUGGCAGUGGCACGCAUGUAGUCGAGUGUUCUACACGCGUUGGGUCGUGUAGUGGCCCUGUUGGUGGUGGUACUCUGACGCAUGAUCAAGACGAGAAUGUCAUAAUAAAACACGCUAACAAGGAGGCGCGUGUAGCAGUCCCCGCCGCCGCCGUGUCAGCACCAGAAUGGAGCAGCAGAGACCAAAGCACCUCCGGCAGCGCCACGUGUGGGAGGGAUAGUCAGCAUGUUACACUUGACACGUGUGAGAGGGACUUGGGUGUGGGGUUCACUUCCACUUCACUGUGUUCCAUGGAAAACACAAGCCCUGGCAAGCCUUGCACUAAGGCCACCACUACUAGUGAUGACCAUGAUUCCGUUUGUCAUAGCAAACCACAGAGGGAGGCAGGUGAUGUGCAGGACAAAAAGAAGAGUUCAGCAAAAUCCUCAGUUUCAACAAAACGGAGUAGGGCUGCUGCUAUUCAUGACAAAUCUGAACAUAAAAGGAGAGAUAAAAUAAACCAAAGGAUGAAGACACUGCAGAAGCUGGUCCCCAAUUCGAGUAAGACUGACAAGGCUUUAAUGCUUGACGAAGUGAUUGAAUAUCUGAAGCAAUUGCAAGCUCAAGUCCAAAUGAUGAGCAGAAUGAGUAUGCCACCAAUGAUGUUACCAAUGGCCAUGCAACAACAACGACAGAUGUCCAUGAUGGCACCAAUGGGCAUGGGACUUGGUAUGGGGAUGGACAUGAACAAUAUCAAUCGGUCCAACAUCACUGGCAUCUCUCCUGUUCUUCACCCUACUGCUUUCAUGCCCAUGACCUCAUGGGAUGCCGGCUCUGGUGACCGGAUACAAGCUACUUCACCCGCGGUAAUGGCAGACCCCUUUUUCACAUUCCCCGCGUGCCAAUCACAGGUACUCUGCAUAAGCAAUAAGAACAAAACACAGAGAGCAAAGAGCUGCAAAGUGCUACCACUUCAUUUCCCCCUUAGAAGAAUGGACACGAAGAAAUUCUCUGAUCUUCGCCCCGACGGAAAUGAGCAAGAACUCCAUUCAUACACCAAAUGGCUUGCUGUUUUUGGCUUUAUGCUUGGAUCUCUGCUUAUCUUUCUUGGAUGGAAGUAUCAAAGCCCAGAUGUAUCUUUAUUCGACAUACAUGGUGCAAUCAUGUUGCUCUUAAUAAUAGAUGUAUGUAUCUUCACUAUAUCAAUGGCAGUGACAAUACUACUGAAUUUCAAAAGAAUCCAUCUCCCCUUCUUCAAGGGCGUGUUUCUCAUUUCUGGAGUUCUUGCCUGUGACUUAAUUUUGUUGAUGCUUGCUCCUCCUUUUGGGUGGUUCAUCAUCACUAUAUGUGCAUCUGUUAUGGUAUUGUUACUUUAUCGAUCACACAGAGAGAUUCUCCAACGCUGUCAAGAAAUUCUUGAACCAAUGUGGCACUGCACUUUUGAGACAUUCCACGGUUUAUGUGAUUGGUUUCAACAGAGUUUCCAAUCAAUCUGGACAGCACCUUCCCAAGCAUCCAAUGGAUCCUCAAUGCCUACUCCCAACAUGAAGGAGAAACAUGUGUUGGGAUCGGAAAAUAAUGUCUAGAGAGAUCACAUGUUUCUAAUUUAAUACAUUUGGUAUGCUAGUACUACUACUAUACUAUGGUCUAUGGUUGACUAUUUACGGGGUUCAUCCUUAUGUGAGCAGGAAGCAUGGUAUAUCAGAUGUGUACAAAAUAAAUUUCUCUCUUAUAGAUAGAUUUGAAAUAUGGUAUCACAUUUAUAGGCAAAGGAAUAAUAGAAUUUGUCUUGAAGUAGCAGUUGGUUAAAGCCAUCUUGAAUGAUGUUGGUUGGAUACAAAGAGCUUUGUGAUUCGCUAUGAAUCCAUGUCGAGUGAGUUCUUCAGCUGCUUAACUUAUCUUGGUCUUCAUCUGUAAGCUUUGAGAUAAAUUGUAGUUAAGGAGUCAAGUUGGUAGGCUCGGUUCUGGUUGGAGAUUGACCUUGGUUGUGCAUGGUAUCAGCCAUUAGGGUUCUAGGACUGCGUAGUCCUUUUGUGUGGGCUGAACUUUCUUUGUAGCUUUGCUGCUAGGUGCUGAUGAGUUUUGAGUUUUUUGUAUUUUCAUUUUGGUUUAAUGAUAUUAUCCUUUUCAUUCAAAAAUAUUUUUGGAAAGUUUUGUUUUUAGAAA